Molecule: messenger RNA, 936 nt
Organism: Alosa alosa (allis shad)
Lineage: Eukaryota; Metazoa; Chordata; Actinopteri; Clupeiformes; Clupeidae
Gene: sox32
Product: SRY-box transcription factor 32
Exons: 2
Coding region: 1-936 (311 amino acids)
Biological process (GO): cell differentiation; anatomical structure morphogenesis; regulation of DNA-templated transcription
Molecular function (GO): RNA polymerase II cis-regulatory region sequence-specific DNA binding; DNA-binding transcription factor activity, RNA polymerase II-specific
Source: RefSeq, a predicted model, not a curated record
AUGUAUUUUGAGCGGAUGCUGCAAAACUUCGACAUGGGCCCCGCCACCGUCUUUGAGAGUGAACGCUACUACCAGGCUCCUUCGCAACCGAAAGCUGAGACGCUGUCCAGCUCUCCUGUCUCUCAGCCGAUCAGCCCCGUGUCGGUGGAAUCCGAAUCCAGCUGCUCGAGCCCGGAGGCCAAACCUUCGGCUGGGGAAGCUCGUGUCCGCAGACCGCUGAAUGCCUUCAUCAUCUGGACCAAAGAGGAGCGGAGACGUCUGGCGCAGCUCAAUCCUGAGCUUGAGAAUACGGACCUUAGCAAAAUCCUUGGUAAGACCUGGAAAGCUAUGUCCCUUGCUGAGAAAAGGCCCUACAUGCAGGAGGCAGAGAGGCUGAGGGUGCAGCACACCAUUGAUCACCCCAAUUACAAAUAUCGGCCCCGUCGCCGCAAGCAGCUCCGCAAGACUGCCAGGCCAGCCCCUUGUGACAAGCUCUUGCCCAGUGACAGUCCUGUGGUCAGGUCUUACAGCACGCCAUACAACCUCAGCUACUUGCUCCAGAACCCCCCAGCACAACAUGGCUUCACACACACAGCUUCUUACUCUAACACACACUACAUGGCUUCAUACCCCAACACCUACCCUGUCGCCUACUCAAACACUAGCAGCACACCGUAUUCCUAUGGAGGUCUGGUCCCAGAUGGCACCACAACCCCGAAUCCACCGGCCUACAUGAGCACAGUGCCGUAUCCUGAGGACUAUUACCCGGCCCAGCCAGCAGUGGCGCACCAGGGGCCUCAGGAGCAGGCUGACCAGCGGAGAAGCUGCAGCUGCUCACUGUGCAGUGGAGGGCUCUCUCUAGAGUUCUACCUGGAGCAGGUGAGACUGGACAUGCUGGAUGAGCUGGACCGCAGUGAGUUUGAACAGUACCUCAACCCAGCGAAGCCAAAAGACUAA